Messenger RNA from Maniola jurtina (meadow brown), 3004 nucleotides. Its product is annotated as leukocyte receptor cluster member 8 homolog. The record is from RefSeq and is a predicted model, not a curated record. NCBI's taxonomy places the organism in Eukaryota, Metazoa, Arthropoda, Insecta, Lepidoptera, Nymphalidae. The transcript has 5 exons. The coding region runs from base 347 to 2515 and encodes 722 amino acids. Gene Ontology annotation, cellular component: nucleus.
GAAAAAAAAGAACAAAGAGUGAAAAAAUCUGUGAAGUGAAAUAAAUUCAGUGGACUGUUCUCGAGCCUACUGCUUCUUGUAAAAGUGAAAAUAUUUUAAACCGCGUGAGUAUUUCAUGUGAUUGUGCUGAGAAAAGACUAUUAAUUGUGUUUAAGUUUAUUGUACUAGAAUAGAACUGGUUUGUUAAUAAAAGAAUUCAGGUAAUGAAUUAGGUAAAGCAAACGUUGUGGCAAGUCGCCAUUUUGUUUAAAACGUAUUCUUUUUUGGAGCAUCUACAAUCAUAAGAUUCUACAAUACUAUCUAAGAUAUCUACAAUAGAUUAAGAUUCUUUAAAAGUUCUUGCACCAUGACAGAAAAUUCUUCUAAAGAACCACCAAUACAAACUUUGAGUGGCAUGCCACCGAAUACCAACCCAUGGAUGUACGGUGUCUAUCACCAAUACAAUGGGUAUCACGGUGGCAUGUUCCCGCAGUUUUAUAAUCAGCAGUACUUCAACCAAAUGGGUAAUAAUGGAGCAUAUCAAAAUGACAACCAACAAUAUCAAAAUAAGGACGCGAAACCAGGUUUCGGUCAUCCUCAAUUUUCCAAACCCCCUCCACCUCUGCUAGGAAUGUCUCCAUUCGACGCGAGCCGCCCGUUUAACAAUCAGUCUCCCAUUAGAUUUAAUCUUGCCGGCAAUAGAAAGUCUGCUCCUCUUCCUCCAAAUGAAAAUCCUCUUUUGGCGAAUAACAACAAUAAUAAUGGUAAGAAAAAACGAAAAAAGGGAAAUCAGGCAACUAAUGAGGCAGGGACUGUUUUGAUGCCUCCGUUGCCAGACCAUCCACCACCGCUGCCUCCGUGUCCUCCACCAGAUCUUCCCAAACCACCCCCUCCUCCACUCGAUGUUCCUUUACCUCCCCCCAUAGCAACUGAGGAUAUUCCUGAACCGCCAGAGGAGCCCAAGUGCGAGAAUAAUGAGAAAGAAUUAGAGAAUGUUGUUCCAAAUGACAACUCUUCAAAUUUCUUUAAUUCUUCAUCAAUGCAAAACUCAGCAGGUACCUGGCCAGAUAGCUUGGAAAGGUAUAUAAAAAGAUGUUAUGAGAAAUGCCGAACACAUAUUGACCGUGACCAAAUUGAUAUAUGUCUAAAGGGUCGUAUUACAGCUGCCGCUAACAAAGAUGAGAUCUGGACAAGGAAUUGGGAUGAUGAGCCAAUACCUAGUGUACAUAGUGAGAGAAAUAAUUUAUCAGUGAAACCUGUUCGGGGUACAUUGUCAUUGUACCAAAAGUGUGAAGCUGUAGAGUUAAACAAGAACAAGUCAUUGAGUAGUAGAAACUUUAAUACCCACAAAAGCUCACCUCAGAGAAGAAGGAAAGCACAUUCCAGGAGUCGGUCUAAGUCUAAAAGUCCACCAAGAAAAAGGCACAGCACAUCGUCUGCAUCUAGUGAUGAGAUUGAAGAGAAAAAAAGUUUUAAGAACAAAGGCCGCCAGAAGGUUAAGGACAGACUUUCUCUGGACCAGAAAAAACCAGAGAAAUAUCAGAAAAAUAUCAAAAAGAAGGCAUUUAACCAAUUUAAUGUUGAAGACUUGCAAGGAAAUGCUGAAAAAUUACAGAAAAGAGCACAAAGAUUUGGUAAUGCAAAUGUUCCCACCAUAGCUAGCUCGUUACAGGCUAACCGACCUAGUGAAGUUUAUAAAAGGCUGGAACCCUGUCCUAAAAGACCAAUUAUUCAGACUACAGAAGGGGAUUAUGAACUUAACAACAUGCAUAUAGUAGGAACAUGUACCGACAUUGAAAAGUCCUUCUUAAGGUUGACAAAGGCACCCGAAGCAUGUGAGGUUCGCCCAGUCACAGUGCUGCGGAAUUCUCUGAGAAAUGUAAAAGAGCGAUGGAUAAAUAGGCAAGAUUAUAGAUAUGCAUGUGAUCAACUGAAAUCAAUACGGCAAGAUCUAACAGUUCAAGGAAUAAGGGACAAUUUUACGGUAGAAGUAUAUGAAACACAUGCCAGAAUAGCCUUAGAGAAAGGUGAUCAUGAAGAAUUCAACCAAUGUCAAACGCAACUUAAAAUGCUUUACAGUGAACUUCCAGAUUGCAGGGCUAAUGAAGCAGAAUUUAAGGCAUAUAGGAUUCUGUACUAUAUAUUUACAAAUAAUACUUUGGAUCUUACUACAAUUUUCCAAUUCCUGUCCAAAGAGGAUAGAGAAAAUGAAUGUAUCAAGCAUGCAUUGAAUACAAGAUGUGCAUGGGCCACAGGCAACUUGCACAAAUUUUUCACACUGUAUAAAACAGCUCCAAUGAUGGCAUCAUACCUCAUAGAUUGGUUUGUGGACAGGGAGCGGAAAAAUUACCUGAAAUUCAUCAUAAAGUCCUACAGGCCGAGUGUUCCCGUGGACUUCAUUGUUCGUGAGCUGGCGUUUGAAUCAACUUCUAAAUGUUUUGAGUUUUUAAACCAAUUUCCUGUCUCGUAUACUGGCAGUGAUCAGAAUCAUAUUGAUUGCAAGGCCAGCCUCUCAGUAUGCCAGAACAACAUCUAACAUACCACUUAUGCAUUUGUGCAUAGCCGUCCUGUUAAAAUGAAAUAUAUUUUAUGUGUCAUAAUGUAAUGGCGCAGUGGCAGGGUCAACAGUUGGGCAGAGCUUCGGCAGUCGCUAUCAUGGCCAAUAUCGUUAUUCACCUUCGUUUUAUUAGGCACAGGCGGCGACACAAUAAUUCUUACAAUAUUCAGCUGACAAGUUUGGAAUUUGUGGCAGUUUUAGCAAGAAUCUUGAUUUUAUGAAGAAAAAACGCUUCAUGUUUGGCGUGGCUACAGAGUACAGAAUUUGGAGAUUUUAGUGCAUAGACGUUUCAGCAGUGCUAAAGACUUACAGGAAGAAAGCAAAUAGUGUUUAUCAAUAAGUGGAUAUCAAAUCGUUGAUGUUGUGUAAAUAAUGAUUUUGUUCUAUAUGUUCAUAGUAAAAUUAAUAAUUAUUAAAUUUGUACAUAGUGUUAUAUGAUCAUGAAGUCAAUACAUGAUUUUUUCAUAA